Molecule: messenger RNA, 1741 nt
Organism: Culex quinquefasciatus (southern house mosquito)
Lineage: Eukaryota; Metazoa; Arthropoda; Insecta; Diptera; Culicidae
Exons: 11
Coding region: 1-1713 (570 amino acids)
Source: RefSeq, a predicted model, not a curated record
AUGGCCGCAACCAAGGGUUACUUCCAGAGCAAAACCGGCGAGAACCAUGGCAUUUUCGGCUACAAAUAUCUCAAAUUCCACCGCAUGCGGGACCCAAAAUGGGCCGCCGGGGACAAAAUGAUCCAGUAUGUCGGAAUCACCAAAUUGUAUGAACGCGACCGAAAACUGCAAACAUUGAAAACGGUGCUGAAACGGAAAGGCAAGCAGCGGCACACGCAAAAUGUUCGGAAAACCUUGAAGGAAAAUACUGGCCACUUGAAGAUUGCAACAUUUGGUGAUGCCCAAUUGAUUAAAACUAUCCUGCAGGAGCAUUCCGAGAUUCAGCGGGCGUAUCACCCGCUUAUGAUUGAGCAAAUUGUCGACAAAAUCGACCAGAGAACGUUCGCUAAACGUAAAACUUUGGACCAGCUUCAACAUCAGCUCAAGUUUUUGAGCGAUUCCUAUGAAAGUGAGCUGCUGGCGGUCGCCGAGUUACAAAACCGGACGAAAUAUAAAGAUCCCCAGGAAGUUUUCGAAGAGACUGAAGCAAAAAGCUACGAACUCGAGCUGCGACACUGCAGCACCCGGAUCAGAACGGCUGACGCCGUCAACAGGGCUUACAACGAAAUCAUUCGAGUUAUGCUGAAGGAUUCAAUUUACUACGAUCCCGUUUUGAGUGCUCUAAACGAAGACUUGAUUGAGCAGUAUCGAUUCAUUCGUAAAACUAUCGACACUGGACUUCCAGUGAUGAAGAACAUUCAAAGCUUGCAACGGGAAUUUGAGAAAUUGGAUAUAAAAACUACCAAAGAACUGACGGAUCGCUUCAACACUCUGAUGGAACAUCGUGAGAUUCUCAACAACAAUAACAUCAAGGUCAAAACGCUUGUUCGGCGGGAUAGCGACUUUGACGUAAAUCCGUCCCGUUACGAUCGCGACACGCGCAGCAUGGUGGAUUUGAAAAUUCAAAUGGAAGACAUUCAGAAAAUUUUGAAGCAACUCAAAAAUGCAACCUCUUGCGGACGACCGCAGGAAAUUUAUCCAAGAGUGAAGCAACAGGUUCGCGAUAGCGAGCAGAUGAAGAAACGGCUCGCGAAACGGGAACUGCAGCGCAAUUUGGAGCAAAUUAACACCGAUGUUGCGGGCGUGCACCAUGACGAGCUGGCCAACGAUUUCACGCCGGAUGAGUUGAGACGCGUCACAGACUACAAAGCCCUGCAGGAUAAAAUCGGCAAGGAACGGGAAAAGCAGCAAGCUCUAGCCACCAAGAAGAAACAUACGGAGGAUGUGCUGCACAUGUUGAAAGCUUCCUUCCGGCACAUUGCCGAUGUGCUGCGAAACGUAGACGUCAAAGUGCACCCGCAAACCUUUACGAAACCCAACGACGGAGACUCGAUGCUGAACUUGCCACUGUUGAACUUUAGUGCUGUCUUUAGGAAGUUGCCCACGCAGCAAAACAUUGAGAUUUAUUCAAUUUCAUCGGCAAAGGAGAAAAUUUCCCAUCUCAUGAAGAUCUAUUCGGAAGCUGUUAACGAACCACCUGCUGUUGCACCAGCAUUCGAGUACAAAACCAACAUUCUGAAGGAGUGCAACCAGUUCCAGAUGAGAAGCAUGAAGGAAACUGGAAAAUCAAUUAUGGAUGACAUGAUUUUCGACGAUCCGAGCGUUUACAACAGGAAGCAGAUCAAACAGAUGAGUGCUAAUAUUGUUGAGAAGAACUCAAAACGGGAAGAUUAACUGGACCGAAUUUAAUUUAUAUUUUCUA